This is a messenger RNA of Rhizophagus irregularis DAOM 181602=DAOM 197198, 354 nucleotides long. The record is from RefSeq and is a predicted model, not a curated record. Lineage: Eukaryota; Fungi; Glomeromycota; Glomeromycetes; Glomerales; Glomeraceae.
CUGUCUCAAUUGCUCCAUUUGAUAAUGUUGCUGUUGUUCUUGCAACUGUUUCAAUUGCUCCAUUUGAUUCUGUUUCUGUUGUUCUUGCAACUGUUUCAAUUGCUCCAUUUGAUUCUGUUUCUGUUGUUCUUGCAACUGUCUCAAUUGCUCCAUAUGAUACUGUUGCUGUUGAACUGCUGGCUGUUGCACUGUUGGCUGAGGCAUAAAUAUUACAGCUGGUUUAGGUUGAGGAUGUUCCCAUUGGUAUAUUCCGGUUUUUGUAUCAUGAUAAUAAACUCGGCCAUAGUAGUCAACGUAUGAAUUCCAUCCAGGGGGCAAAGGAGUACUCAUUUUACGGUUCACUGAAAAGAAAUA